Messenger RNA from Equus caballus (horse), 5746 nucleotides. RefSeq names its product erythroblast membrane associated protein (gene ERMAP). Gene Ontology annotation, biological process: regulation of cytokine production; T cell receptor signaling pathway. Gene Ontology annotation, molecular function: signaling receptor binding. Gene Ontology annotation, cellular component: external side of plasma membrane. Lineage: Eukaryota; Metazoa; Chordata; Mammalia; Perissodactyla; Equidae. The record is from RefSeq and is a predicted model, not a curated record.
UUUUCAUCAUGUCGCAUAAUUACCAUUUCUUUUUAGUGGUGAGAAUAUUUAACAUCUAUUCUCUUAGCAACUUUCACGUAUAUGCUACACCAAUGAACUAUUCAGGCUCUGUUACAGUAAAACUCACUAUCUUGCAUUUUGACUGGAUCUUAUCUAUGCGUGAUUUUGUCAAGCCAAGCAUUAGUCAUUUGAAAAUUAUUGGUUCACUGAGUUAUGCAAAUCUUUUAAAUGUUGCCACAUUUCAUUAUACAACAUCAAAAUCACAUUCAUUAAAGUCACCGCAAAUCUCAUCAGAAAAGUCUUUCUUUAUUGGGAAGCUAUCAAGCUCACAGUGGCAGAUAAAAGUUUUCCAAAUUUCUAAUUUUCAUUAAAAAUAUUGAAUUUUCAGCAACCAAAACUGUCAGUUGUUUUCUUUGCAGUGACAGAUGCACUUGGUUCCUUUUGGAGAAAACGUCUGCCAGAUGCCCAAGGCUGAAUAAUCGAGGUUUUUCUACCAGAUGUACUUCUAGGUAAGAAUGGUGUUCAUGAGUAGAGGAGCUGGUUCAACUCACAAUUCAAUCACUUAACCCUUUUCCUAGGGAGUCCUCACACCUUGAUAUGCAGCAGAACUGCUGACCUCCCAUUUUUAAUAUUUAAAUACGGAAUAUUUAAAAGAUAUGUGUUCAGUGGUUGAAGUUUAAUAAAAUUAGUAACUUUUACUGCAGUUUGGUGCCACUCCCUUGAUUUGUACUAAGGUGCUGGCAGUUUUACCCAUCAUUGCUUUCGCAGUGUCAUUGAAAAUGUCACCACAGUGAAAAAGGCAAAUAACAGCUUAGUAUUACUAUAAACGUAAUAAUACUGGGGGACUUCCUGAAAGGGUCUCAGGGUCUCCCAGAGUUCACGGACCGCACAUUGAGAACUGCUGCCUUGAGAAACUCUUGCACGUGUGAACCAGGAAACAUAUAUCAAGGAUGUUUGCAGCAGCACUGUUUGUAACAGCAAAAGUCCAGAAACAACAUAUUUUCAUCAGCAAGGGAAUGGACGAACUGUUGGUAUAUUUAUACAACGGUCUACCGCACAGUGGUGAGUGGACGUACUAGAGCUCUGUGCAUCAAUCUGGGUGAAUUUCAGUGUCUUCAUUUGUACUCCACCAAAAGCAGAGUGGGAGACAGACCUUUGGUGAGAGCGUUUAUUUAGAAGGUGAUCUCAGAAAUGGUGAGUGAGAAGACAAGGAAGGAAGAACAACAGAACGUGCAUUAUUGAGCUGUGAUGACUGCGGGCCACUGUGCUCCUUCUCGCUGGGAACUCUCUGAGGAAUGGUGUAGAACACAGCUCAGAAGGGUCCCUCUAAAGGUGUGAGGUUGGUGCAUUUCCCACUGACUCCCAUCAGCGCCCCAUUUGAUCCCCUGGGACACUAACUUCUCUGAACCCCUGGGCUGCACACAGGCUGAACAGCCUUUCCAGGCUUUGGAGAGAGCCGGAGAGAGAGAAGCAAAGAGAUGCUGUGGCCUUUGAGGUGGCGUGCUGGUAGCUUGCCUGCAAGUCUCAGCUAUCCGAAAUCAGGUCGGCUGAGGGGAUGUGGCGUGGGCCACCACAGGUAUCUGCUAGACUGAGAAAGUACUGUUGAGUGAAAAAAGGAAAUCAUGGAGAAUUCUGUACAAUGUGCUCCAUGCUUAUAAAGGUCAAAAAUGCACAAAAGCAUAUAAUGCAUUGUUAGGAAUGCAAUGUGGAUAUUAUGAAUAUACAAUUAUGGAUAUUUUGCAAGCAUGAUGGGCAGGAAAGGGGUUAUCACAUGUUGGGAGACAGUAAGCAAGUUUGCUUGUCAGAAAGCGCAUGUCUGGGUGCAGCUGGAGAUAAAGGUGGUGAGUUAAAGAAGGUAGCUAAUUGGUGAGUGUCUUUGAAACCAACCUUCAAAUUUACUUUGAUUUGGAAAGUAAGGGGAGCAAACUUUUCAGAAAGGGUGUGAUAGGAUCAAAAUGUAUCAAAGGGAAUCACUAUGCAGUUAGCUUGGGAGGGAAAAGGAGCUAAGGGACGAAGGUCCCUCACACCCGGUGGCACUCGGAGGUUCCCUCACUUGUAGGGAGCUUCCUCUUUGCCCUGGUCCUUUAUCAGGGGCAGGCAGGCAGGGCGUGGCUUGUUGGUGUAUAGAGACAGCUAGCAGGGAGUCUGUGGAGGCAGAGGGAGCCCCUGCUGAGGACUGAGGGCUUGAGAAUGAAAGAUGACCUUUUCCCAGGUCCACCUUCGGAGCCCUUCCUGGUGCUACUGCCUGAUGCCCGAUCUCCCCGAGUGGACGGAGGGAGCGUUCCCCACUUGGAGACUCCAGCUCUGCCAGUGAGGGACAAAGGGCCUCUGAUUCCAAAGGCGGUUGGAUGGCGAUGGCAAGUUCCUCUGGCUCCCGGCUCUCCAGCUGCCUCAUCACGCUCAUCUUCCUCCAGCUGCCCCUGCGUGUGUCAGGGGACGCCAGCAAUGUCCACUCAGCCCCGCUAGGGGGCACAGCCGAGCUGCCCUGCCCCGUCUCCCUCUGGGGAGUCACGGCGCUCCCUGCCGUGACGUGGCUGCGGUCCUCGCCCUCGGGGAGCUCCCAGGCUGUUCACGUGUUCCGGGAUGGGCAGGACCGGGAGGAAGAAGUGAUGCCGCAAUAUAAGGGGAGAACGAAGCUGGUGAGAGACGCCCAAGAGGGAAGUGUCACUCUGGAGAUCCGCGACGUUCAGUUGGAGGACCGAGGGCUCUACAGAUGUCAAAUCCAGGUCGGAAAUCUGAGUCGAGAGGGCACCGUGACCUUGCAGGUUGCAGUUCUAGGCUCCGAUCCUUACAUCCACGUGAAGGGGUUUGACACUGGAUGGAUCCAGCUGGUGUGCAGGUCGGUGGGGUGGUUCCCAAAGCCUUGGGCCCAGUGGAGAGACCCUCAAGGCAGAGUGCUUCCAUCCCUGUCGGAGGCCUAUUCCCUGGAUGAAGCUGGGCUCUUCGGAACAGCGGUGUCCAGCAAGGUCACCGACACCACCCUGGGGAAUGUGUCCUGCACCAUCCGCAACGUGGCCCUUGACCAAGAGAAGACCACAGCCAUGGUCAUAGCAGCCCCGUCUCCAGGGAGCCUCUCUUCCUCAGCAGUGGCUCUUGCUGUGAUCCUGCCUGUCCUGGGGCUUCUCAUAGUGGUGGGCAUUUGCCUCAUCUGGAAGCAAAGAAGAUCAAAAGAGAAACUUCUCUAUGAACAGGCGGUGGAGGUGGAAAAUCUUCUCACAGGCCAUGCAAAAGAAAAAGGAAAGCUCCAUAAAGCCCUCAAGAAACUCCGGCAGGAAUUGAAGGUGAAAAGAGCUGCAGCAAAUUCAGGCUGGAGAAGGGCCCGCCUGCACUUUGUGGCGGUGACCCUGGACCCGGACACAGCACAUCCCAAACUCAUCCUGUCUGAGGACCGGAGAUGUGUGAAGCUUGGAGACAGAAGACAGCCUGUGCCUGACAACCCCCAGAGAUUUGAUUUUGUCGUCAGCGUCCUGGGCUCUGAGUACUUCACGGCUGGCUGUCACUACUGGGAGGUGUACGUGGGAGACAAGACCAAAUGGAUCCUGGGGGUGUGUAGUGACUCAGUGAGCAGGAAGGGGAAGGUCACCGCCUCGCCUGCCAAUGGACACUGGCUUGUGCGACAGAGUCAGGGGAAUGAGUACGAAGCCCUCACUUCCCCGCAGACCUGCUUCCGCCUGAAAGAGCCCCCGAGGUGUGUGGGGAUUUUCCUGGACUACGAGGCAGGAGUCAUCUCCUUCUACAAUGUGACUGACAAAUCCCACAUCUUUACUUUCACCCACACUUUCUCUGGCCCCCUUCGCCCUUUCUUUGAACCUUGCCUUCAUGAUGAAGGCAGGAACAUGGCACCUCUAAUCAUCCUUUCAGAACUCCAGAAAUCUGAGGAAUCAAUUGUGCCCAAGCCAGAAGAAAAAGGCCGUGCCAAUGGAGACGUGGCCCUGAAGGUGGACCCUUCCUUACUGCCCCCUCAGACACCAGAGCUUUUGCCCCUCAAGGAUAUGAUCCUGUCCUGGCCCUCUGACCUUAGCCCAGCCCUCCAGGGGCUCAAUGUGCCUUCUUUUUAGGGACGUGCCCCAUUACUCGCUCCCCUGACCGUCCAGCCCAGUGCCCUGGAUUUCAGUCUCCUGGCCCAACACGUGAUUCUGGAACAUCUCAUCUUCUUUCCCCAAAUCCAGAUCCUUUUGUGGUUUCAAUUUGUACCAGCUUUCUCCCCGGGCUCGGUUCUAAACCCUUCCCUCUUUCUGGGCACUUGAAGUUGUCAUUACCCUGGAAGGAGCAUUCUUGAAAGCCGAAUGAACGAUCAGAUUAGGUUUAGGUGGUGAUGUUGAAGGUGUUUCCCCGAGAUCCAGGGGUUCUCUACUUGAGGGGUAUUUAGAAGAACUUCCUCCUGCCUCAUCCUGCAUUUGAGCUUUUGGUCAUGACGUUAUGGUGCCCAAUCCCUGACUUCUUACUUUUCCCAUCAAGAAUUGCUUUUCUCCUUUUCUGUCUCUCAGUUCAGGCCUCUAGCCCUCAAAGCCAGUUUUUAAAAAGUAAACAUGUUUUGGAUGACACACUCUUCAUUCUUCUGGAAUAUGAGACAGGGGCUCAGGACAGAGGGGUACAACAUGCCAUCCUUUUCCAUUUCCUUGAUGCUGUUUACACCCUAGUUUGGUGACAUCCAGAGCUAAUGUACGUGCUUUCAAAUCUGAUUUAUCUAUUGAUGAUACCCAGGUACAGGGACUGUAAACAUGGUCGCUAUAAUCCUGAAAUGCCUCGGGAGCACAAUCAUGGAGCUGGGAAGCAGUUUCAGAGCAGCCCAGCUGUGUGUGGCCUUGAAAAGACGGUGGCGGUGAGUCUUUUGCUGGCCCUUUUGAAUCCCGUCCUGGGAUUCAGAGAGGCCCAGCUAGAAAGAGUGGCAAUUUUUUCCCACAAGAAAUGAUAUUGAAAGACUUGACUGUUUGUGUAGCAAACAGCCUCUUAGGUCAAAGAGUAUUGAUUUCAAAUAGGAAGUUAGUAGGCCAGGUGUGAAAAUAAAAUAACGAACCUGAUUUUUGGUGUGGAUUGCAGAAAGAAGCCACUUUCAAGUCACACACAUAUGUGAUCUGGCCUCUUUGUGGAGGUGUUGGGUAUCAGUCUGCAGAUGGGUACACGGUUCUACCCAACAGAAUAUGUAUGCAGAGAGAGAGAGAGAGAGGGAGGGAGAGAAAGAGAGGUAUUUAUUAUAAGGAACUGGCUCUUGCAAUUAUGGAGGCUGGCAAGUCCCAAGAUCUGUGGGGUCAGUCAGCAAGCUGGAGACCCAAGGCACCCAAUGGUUUAGUUCCUGGCUGAGACCGAAGGCCCCAAACCUGGGAAAGCCUGCAUUGUAGGUCCAGUUUGAAGGUUGACACACAGGCUCAAGACACAGGAAGAACCAAUAUUUCAGUUUGAGUCUGAAGGUAGGCAAAAAGUUGAUGGCUCAGUCUGAAGGCUGUCAGGCAGGAAGAAUUCUCUUUUUCUAUGGGGAGGGUCAGCUUUUUGGUUCUGUUCAGGCCUUCAACUGAUUGGAUGAGGCCCACCCAUGUUAGGGAGGGGAAUCUGCUUUACUCAAUCUACUGAUUUAAAUGUUAAUCUCAUGCAAAAACACCCUCACAGGAAUCACCCAGAAUGUUUGACCAGAUAUGUGGGCACCUUGUAACCCAGUCAAGCUGACAUAUAAAACUAACCAUCAUAGUGCCUGAGUGGAAUUUUUUGUUUGCUUUUGUACUGUUCUUAAAUAAAAGUUUGGUAUUCUUUG